CCUUCAGUGGUUGUCUAACGAUGAACUGACUGACUGGUCCCGCGUUGCCCACCAUCCUCGCUUGGCGAGUACGAAAGGUGGCGAUCAAAAGCUGUGCUCUGACAAAAGUCCCCGCCCAUCCCCAGCGAUUUCGCGCUAGCCUCAUCGGAUUAAAUUUGCGCUCUCGACUUCUCCAAGCCUCCGUUGAUGCGGUUUAGGCAGCUGCCAAUUGAAGCGCGAGAAACAUACAUCUGCUCGUUCCUGAAUCGCUAGCACAGCACGCGUACUAUCUAGAUCAUCUUGCAUUUUCCCCUUCGGUUAUGCGAUCUCGCGACGAUGUCUGACCGUGGAAGACUUGCAAUUUAGCGAGGAUGGUCGGUCCCAGACCACCUCCAUUACGUCGUAGCCGUUUUGAUCUUGCUCCUUUUUCAUCUCUUUGGCUCCUUCACCGGAUACAUAAAUCCGAGCCCAUGUUAUCUCUAUCCUCCAGUACUCCCGAUCCAUCCUCUUCCGACGUUGUCCCAGCAGUUGACCCUAACGACCUUUCGUCAUGAACGGUAACGGUGCAUCGUCCCUCAUCCACCAUCCCUGCACUGUAUGCUGCCGUCCAACCACAAUGUGGUGUAGUCGUUGCCAAUUUGCAUGGUACUGUAGCCCAGAGCACCUCUCGAGUGACUGGCCUCGCCACCGUCGUGAAUGUGUUGCAACGCCGAUGCAGCAAUCCUCGCAGCUUGUCAUCCAAACUCCGCCCGCUGCGCCUGAAGUAAUGACCGUCUCCGCUAUUCUCUUCGUACCAAAUCAAGAGCGUCCGCAGAUUAUCAACGUAAACUGUCAGCUCACGCGCAAGCCACAUUCGAGUUCAUGCCCUGCACCCCUUGUUGGCGAUUACUUUCAGGAGUCGCAACCGCAAGCGCUAGUGCUUACGCAGGGUCUCAAUGGAGAGCCGCUGCGCUUCCCGUUGCACAUCUUCUACUGUCCGAUGUCAUUGCAGCGUGGCUCACCCGUAAAUCGCGCUAUAUACCGCAUCACUUCUGGUGCUGCGGCUCGUCAAUGGCCCGGUCCAGUCGUAGUACUCAAAUUCAACGGAUCCCGCCGUCAGAGCUAUUCUGAUGCAAGCACGAACGACCUGCCUGCUCUCUCAGCAUACUUCCUUGCGUUCAAGUGA
Fomitiporia mediterranea MF3/22 is the source of this 1144-nucleotide messenger RNA. RefSeq lists its product as uncharacterized. NCBI's taxonomy places the organism in Eukaryota, Fungi, Basidiomycota, Agaricomycetes, Hymenochaetales, Hymenochaetaceae. The transcript has 3 exons. The record is from RefSeq and is a predicted model, not a curated record. The coding region runs from base 530 to 1144 and encodes 204 amino acids.